Tripterygium wilfordii is the source of this 823-nucleotide messenger RNA. Its product is annotated as DNA topoisomerase 2-like. Gene Ontology annotation, biological process: resolution of meiotic recombination intermediates; sister chromatid segregation. The coding region runs from base 203 to 799 and encodes 198 amino acids. The record is from RefSeq and is a predicted model, not a curated record. Lineage: Eukaryota; Viridiplantae; Streptophyta; Magnoliopsida; Celastrales; Celastraceae. Gene Ontology annotation, cellular component: nucleus. The transcript has a single exon.
CAAAUUCUCUCUCCCACUCUCUCUACUGAACUGUUGGGGUUUCUUACUUUCUUCUGCAUAAACACUACAGUCUUCUUUUCCUCUCGCUCUCUAGAAACCCUUAUCGAUCGAAGACACACUCUCCGUGUCUCUCGCGCUCCCUUUCUCUAAUGACAAAUUCGAAGAAACUAUCUCUGUUUCUCAAAUCUUGGGCGAAGCCACCAUGCCGGCGGAGAAGAAACUCCCUCUUCAGACGAGCAACAAUGUCAACACGGCGGGGGCUCCUCAGAAGACGAUCGAGGAGACCUACCAGAAGAAGACUCAACUGGAGCAUAUCUUGCUCCGUCCCGACACCUACAUCGGCUCCAUCGAGAAGCACACUCAGACUCUUUGGGUAUACGAGAACGACGAGAUCGUCCAUCGAUCCGUCACUUACGUCCCUGGCCUCAACAAGAUUUUUGACGAGAUCCUAGUCAAUGCUGCCGAUAACAAGCAGAGAGACCCUAAGAUGGACUCCUUGAAGGUGGUUAUCGAUGUGGAGCAGAACUUCGUCAGCGUCUACAAUAAUGGAGAUGGUGUGCCGGUGGAGAUCCACCAGGAGGAGGGGAUUUAUGUACCGGAGUUGAUUUUUGGGCAUCUAUUGACGAGCAGCAACUACGAUGAUAAUGUGAAGAAGACUACUGGAGGAAGAAAUGGAUAUGGUGCUAAGCUCACGAAUAUCUUCUCCACAGAGUUCGUGAUCGAGACUGCUGAUGGGAGGAGGCAGAAGAAGUACAAACAGGUAUUUGAGCUUCUCUUUCUAGUAGUGUUACUGAAUUGAUGCUUAGGGUUUCUUCUGUUCUUA